AGCGGCGGCGGCGGCGGCGGCGGAGCCGGGCGGGCGGCGGGAGUCGGCGCGCCUGGUUCCUGCUCUUGGUGUCGAGGCGGUGGCGGGCGGGCGUCCGGGGAUGGCCUUCAUGGAGAAGCCGCCAGCCGGCAAGGUGCUGCUGGACGACACGGUGCCGCUGACAGCAGCCAUCGAGGCGAGCCAGAGCCUGCAGUCCCACACGGAGUAUAUCAUUCGGGUACAAAGAGGAAUUUCAGCAGAAAACAGUUGGCAGAUCGUUAGGAGAUACAGUGACUUUGAUUUGCUGAACAACAGCUUGCAGAUUGCAGGCCUCAGUCUACCUCUUCCUCCCAAAAAAUUGAUUGGUAACAUGGACCGUGAAUUCAUAGCUGAGAGGCAGAAAGGUCUGCAGAACUAUCUCAACGUUAUCACCACAAAUCAUAUCUUGUCUAAUUGCGAGCUGGUUAAGAAGUUUUUAGACCCAAACAACUACUCUGCAAACUACACUGAGAUUGCCUUACAGCAAGUUUCCAUGUUCUUCCGAUCAGAACCAAAGUGGGAGGUGGUAGAACCGUUGAAAGACAUAGGUUGGAGGAUAAGGAAGAAAUAUUUCUUGAUGAAGAUUAAAAAUCAGCCAAAGGAGCGGCUAGUGUUAAGCUGGGCUGACCUUGGUCCCGACAAGUUUCUGUCAGAUAAAGAUUUUCAGUGUCUAAUCAAACUUCUGCCUUCCUGUUCGCACCCUUAUAUCUAUCGGGUCACCUUUGCCACAGCUAACGAAUCCUCUGCAUUGCUUAUUAGGAUGUUUAAUGAAAAAGGAACUUUGAAGGACCUGAUCUACAAGGCAAAACCAAAAGACCCAUUCCUAAAGAAGUACUGCAACCCUAAGAAGAUUCAGGGCCUUGAACUCCAGCAAAUAAAAACAUACGGACGGCAAAUAUUAGAGGUACUGAAGUUUCUACAUGACAAGGGAUUCCCUUAUGGGCAUCUUCACGCCUCCAAUGUGAUGCUCGAUGGUGACACUUGCCGGCUGCUAGACCUUGAGAAUUCCUUAUUAGGCCUUCCUUCCUUCUACCGAUCCUAUUUCUCACAAUUCAGGAAAAUCAACACAUUGGAAAGCGUGGACGUCCACUGCUUUGGCCACUUACUGUAUGAAAUGACUUAUGGAAGACCGCCAGACUCAGUGCCUGUAGAUUGCUUCCCUCCUGCACCGUCUAUGGCUGUGGUGGCCGUGUUGGAGUCCACGCUGUCUUGUGAAGCCUGUAAAAAUGGCAUGCCUGCCGUCUCCCGGCUCUUACAGAUGCCAUUAUUCAGUGAUGUUUUACUAACCACUUCUGAAAAGCCACAGUUUAAGAUCCCCACAAAGUUAAAAGAGGCAUUGAGAAUCGCCAAAGAAUGUAUAGAGAAAAGACUAAUUGAAGAACAGAAACAGGAUACACUUACAUUUGUGAUGAAUUGUGGUCUCUCAAAGAUUCACCAGCAUCGAAGACUGACAAGAGCUCAGUCUCACCAUGGAUCUGAAGAAGAAAGGAAAAAGAGAAAGAUUUUAGCUCGAAAGAAGUCAAAACGAUCUGCGAUUGAGAACAGUGAAGAGCAUUCAGCAAAAUACAGCAACUCCAAUAAUUCAGCAGGAUCUGGGGCCAGCUCACCUCUCACAUCCCCGUCGUCACCGACUCCACCCUCUACAGCAGGGAUGUCUGCAUUACCUCCACCUCCUCCACCUCCGCCCCCGCCUCCACCAGCAGCAGCUCCCUUGCUUCCUGCGAGCACAGAGGCGCCUCCACAACUCCUGCCCCAGGCUGUGAAUGGUGUGAGCCGUGGAGCCUUACUCCGCUCCAUCCAGAAUUUCCAAAAGGGAACUUUGAGGAAAGCCGAAACCUGUGAUCAUAGCGCUCCUAAGAUCGGCUAAAGCUUCGUGUUUACAUUUGGAGGGAAAAGUUCUUUGUUUCUUUCCUCCCACCUCCAGCCCCUGAAGUACUCUCGUUCCGGAUGAAUGAGCCAGGACAGCCGCUUGCUGUCUUGCAGAUGCUCCUACAAGCGGCUUCUCAAGAGGGAAAUACUCAAAUAGAAUAAAGUCAGGCUGGCGUUUCUGCCUUAAGAAAUCUUUAUUUUGCUCCGUUAUUGCCAUUUUAAAGGAGUCCGGUUCAUCCUCUAAUGGGCUUCUUUCGGGGGC
Molecule: messenger RNA, 2149 nt
Organism: Lontra canadensis (Northern American river otter)
Lineage: Eukaryota; Metazoa; Chordata; Mammalia; Carnivora; Mustelidae
Gene: PXK
Product: PX domain containing serine/threonine kinase like
Exons: 18
Coding region: 101-1885 (594 amino acids)
Biological process (GO): early endosome to late endosome transport; protein targeting to lysosome; protein phosphorylation
Cellular component (GO): late endosome; extrinsic component of endosome membrane; early endosome
Molecular function (GO): phosphatidylinositol binding; actin binding; ATP binding
Source: RefSeq, a predicted model, not a curated record